UCAUACAAAGCAGUCGAUGAUUUGGGAUCAAAAUUUUUGCUCGGAGAAUAUGAAUAUGAUGUUAAUGGACGAGCCCUGCAAACAUUUCGAGUACAGAAUGAACUCAGUGAGCCAACAUCAAUAAUCGAAUUGGUGGUAUUGUCCAAUUGGGAUUCGGACUACACAUGCCUGUAUCGUUUCCGUGUACACGGACAAAAGGCAAAUUAA
This is a messenger RNA of Gongylonema pulchrum, 207 nucleotides long. The record is from the annotation of a GenBank genome assembly. NCBI's taxonomy places the organism in Eukaryota, Metazoa, Nematoda, Chromadorea, Rhabditida, Gongylonematidae.